Messenger RNA from Knipowitschia caucasica, 6795 nucleotides. Lineage: Eukaryota; Metazoa; Chordata; Actinopteri; Gobiiformes; Gobiidae. The record is from the annotation of a GenBank genome assembly.
AUGCAGGCAAAACGCAUGGGAACAACGACCAUAGAUGGUGAAAUCCUAGCUAUCAUGCCUACUUUUUCCCAGGGUCAUUUUCCACGAAUGGAGAAUAUUGCUGCUUUUAAACCUGUGUCCAUCUCCCCUUUUCACUCCACUUGUGGUUAUCCUGAGCGGAGCAGCUACUGUCAGUCUGCAGCUUCACAGAGCGAGCUCCAGGCGUGCUCGCAGGCUUCCUGUGUGCAGGACUGUCUCUAUAGGUCCUCCACGCCACCAUAUGCCCCUCUGCUGCUGCCUGCGCACAGAGGAAGCUGCAUUACAGAAGACAAGAAUGACUCUCAUCCUACUAAGUCACAAACAGAGUCUGCUCUGUCCCUGGAGGAUGGAGCCAUAGGAUCUUCUAGUGUGAUAUUCUGGCCUGAGAAGGAUGGAUGUUUGGUCUCCCCACCAUCCCAAAAACUCGGUCCUUCAGGAUCUUUCACGUUGGCAGUUUGGAUAAAGCCAAACAGAACAGGAGAAAUGAUUUUACUGGAAAUGAGCUCAGAGGAAAAGCUUACAUUUGCAGUGACAAUAUCGGAACAAGCGGUCACUCUCCAACAUGGAGAGAGAAGCGGUCUCGCUCUUCAGAGGGUCAGCUUCAGAACCAAUGGCAGACUUUCACCUUUGAAGUGGACACACUUUGUUCUGCAGGUUCAUGACACACAAGUGAGCCUGUUCCUCGAUGGAUUGGAGGAGGAUGGGACACCUUUUGAGACGCAGACACUGUCCAAGAAGAUUUCUGAUACCAGCGAGGGUGACACCAUGUGGGUGGGCCUCAGCUCCAAUGGGACCAAUCAGUUCAUUGGGCACAUGCAGGACUUAAGAUUUUAUCCUGCCACUCUGACCAACAGAGAAAUUGUGGAGCUGUAUUCAGGAAUCCUCCCUAAUGCCCAUGCACAGUCAGAGUGUCGCUGCCCUCCCAGACAUCCCAGAGUCCACCCUUUAGUCGAGAGAUACUGCAUUCCUAAUGCUGCUGAGGAUACGACAAAUGACAGAACUCCAAGACUAAAUGAGAACGCCCACCCUCUGAGUUAUUUAAAUGAUAAUGACAUGGGAACCAGCUGGAUCUCCAAGAUUUUUACUUCACAGGAGUUGGACGAAGGGGUCAUUAUUUCAUUGAAUCUGCUGAAUGGACAGUACCAGGUCUUCUAUGUGAUAAUUGAAUUUGAAAACCUCUUUCCCGAAAAAAUUGUUUUCCAAAAACGAUAUAUUGAUGUAGAAAUGCCAAACGCAACUGAAGUGCCCUGGUCGGACUGGCAGUAUAUGGCCCGAAACUGUAGCAUGUUUCAAAUGGAAAAUAACGGCCCCUUAGUCAAAGCGGACUCAAUAAACUGUUUAAAGUUGCCCAGUGAAGUGCCAUAUUCUGGGGGAAGCAUAACAUUCAGCCUUCUGACCUCCGAACAAAACUUGAGACCUGGCUCCAAUGACUUCUACAACACUCCUGCCCUGCAGACAUUUGUAUAUGCCUCACAGGUCAGGGUUCAUCUGAUGGGACAAUACCUCACCACAGAAAUUGGAGUGAACCAUGGACACCAAUACUACGCCAUCAAGGAAAUCACAAUUAGUGGAAGAUGUGAAUGCCAUGGACAUGCGGACCACUGUGAUACAAGUGUAACCCCCUAUCGCUGUUUGUGUCUGCCCGAGAGUUACACAGAGGGCAAUAAUUGCCAGCGUUGUGCACCCCUUUUUAAUGACAAGCCUUUUAAAUCUGGUAAUCAACUUGAGCCAAUGAACUGCCGGCCUUGUCAAUGCUUUGGACAUUCCUUCUCCUGUCAUUAUGAUCCUCAAGCUGAUGACCACCCUGAUGACCGUUACCGUGGUGGAGGAGGUGUUUGUGAUUACUGCAUGCAUAACACCACAGGCAGAAAUUGUGACAUGUGUGCAAGUGAGUUUUUCAGGAAUGACGGGUCUAAUCCAUCUUUCAUUCAUGUAUGCAAGCCUUGCAACUGUAACACUGCUGGUACAGUCAACCAAAGCAGAAUUUGCUCACAAGUUGGAGGGCAGUGUCCUUGCAAAUAUGCUGUAACAGGCCGGCAAUGCACAACCUGCUUGCCUGGUUGGUAUGGACUUGACUCAUCAAAUCCAAGGGGCUGUAUUCAAUGUAACUGCAGUGAGAGUGGCUCCAUGAGUAUCGCAACAGAUGGAGACCUCAACUGCAAUCAGUCCACAGGGCAGUGUCCUUGUAAACCUCAUGUUACAGGUCUGUCCUGUGACCAAUGUGAGUAUGGUUACUGGAACUUGUCCCAUCCAUAUGGCUGUGUCCCAUGCGACUGUGACCCAUCAGGACAGUGCGUUUGUAAGGAGAAUGUUUUUGGACAACAUUGUGAUACAUGCAAGGCUGGCUACCACACUUUGGACCGUCGAAACUCCUUUGGGUGUCUUUCCUGUGUAUGUGACUUAAGUGGCACUCUUCCUGGGGCUACCUGCGAUACCCUCACAGGCCAGUGUCCUUGUAGAGAAGGAGUGGAGGGACUACAGUGCAACAGUUGUGCCCCUAACUUCUACAACUUCACAGACAGUAGCUUGUCCUACAACUGUGUGCCUUGUAGAUGUGACCCCAGUGGGACACUCGCUGGAUCCGUGUGUGAUAGUACUACAGGCCAAUGUGUGUGUUUGUCCACACGCCAUGGAAAGAACUGUAACAGCUGUAAACCGGGGUUUUACCUGGCACCAAAUGACAGUGUAUGUGUGAAGUGUGGUUGCCACCCCGUUGGAUCAGUGCAGAGUGCUUGUGAGAGCCACACAGGGCAGUGUGUAUGCUCACAUCCCUCUGUAGGAGGGAGGCAAUGUGACCAGUGUCUGGACAUGUACUUUGGAUUCAACCCUGGUCUGGGCAGAUGCCAGCCAUGUGCAUGUGAUCCAGUCGGUAGCCUCAAUGGUUCUUGCCACUCCGAGUCGGGCAUGUGCAUCUGUAAGUUGUUGGUAACAGGAGAAAGGUGUGAUGUAUGCCAACCUGGAUCACAUUAUCUGGAGGCAGAAAACCCUUAUGGCUGCAGCAAGUCCCCCUCACAACAGCCUCCACCAAUAGCUACCGCUCUUAAUUAUUCCACUAUUUGGCUUACAUGGCUUUCACCUGACUCUCCAUACUCAAACAAACUUAACUACACACUUAUCAGAGAUGGGCAGUUGCAGCACACCAUCCAAAGUCAUUAUCCAUUUAGAAAAGAAUCUUAUGAAGACACAGAUUUGUCUCCUUACACUAACUACACUUACUGGCUCAUAACUGCCAAUGUGGCAGGGUCAACAACAAGUGUGUCUGUCUCAUGCCAGACCUUGGGUGCACCUCCUUCUCCAGAUGAGCUUAAAUUGAAGCUCGUUGGAAGACCAGGCCCUACAAGCGCACACUUCACCUGGAGUGUACCAUCCAAUGAAACAGGCCCAGUGGAAUGGUUUUUGUUAUUUACUAUAGAUCCUAUUGCCAGUGAACCUGUUUUACAGUACACAGGGCUUUCAACAGAGGCAGUGGCAACCGGUCUUAAGCCGUUUACACAAUAUUCUGCUUAUUUGGAGGCGUGUACUUCUGGGAGGUGUACUGAUUCUAAACCACUGUCACUGCUGACAGCUUCAGCUCUUCCAAAGAACCAACCUACACUCAAUAUGACUUCGAUUGGCUCUCAUACAAUUAAUGUUUCAUGGGAUCCCCCGGUCCAUCCUAAUGGAGUUAUUACAAAAUAUGAAGUGUUUUUGCUGGGACCCUUUGAAACUCAUGACCUAUCAAGUCCACCAGAUGAAAAGCUGGUGUUCACAAGCUCUGGUUGGUGGGAUCCGAGCAUGUCCUACUUAAUAGAGACCAACAGGAGCACUAUUCAACCUCCUGAGAGGAACACACUGAUAACUGGCCUGCAGGCCUUUUCCACAUAUAAAAUGAGAGUUGUGAGCUCCAAUGUGGCUGGCAGUGUCACAUCACAGUGGACCUUGGCUCGUACAAUGGAAGGAGUGCCAGAAUUCAUUGCUCCUCCUCAAGUGACUGCACUCUCAGCCAAAUCUCUCAAAGUUAGUUGGAACUCCACUGAAGGUCAUGGGGUCAUUGCCAGAGGAAUCGUCACGGAAUAUCUUGUUAAUUUGGUCACCGAGUCCAACAGCCCCUAUGCUCCUCCUGUCAUUAACCAGGUUAUAUUCAACGCAACUCCAUCAUCCGAACCAGUGUUUCUAGUGGAAGGACUCAAACCAUACCAACUAUAUACCUUUUCAGUCACAAUGUGCACAAAAACAGCAUGUAUUACCAGUUUACCGAGCACGGGAGUCACUUUAUCUGCAGCUCCUUCAGGACUCUUUCCACCUCAGUUGUAUCCAGUAAAUGAGUCCACAAUUCAUAUACUUUGGGACCCCCCGGCUCAGCUGAAUGGACCCCCGCCACUUUACCAGGUGGAGAGGAUUGAUGUUUCUUUAUCUGACUCACAAACUCCUGUUGUACGAGGAACCAGGUUCCCAGGGAAUAGUUUCUACGAGUUUCCAGAUGAAACCCUUCCCACAAAUACUGACUUUACAGGUAUUCGGUUGAGUUUCAAGACAAAGUCACCCAAUGGUCUGUUGAUCGCUGCCUUCUCACCAGGACUUCAAGAAGAGUUCAUUGCUAUACAGAUAAAAAAUGGACAACUCUACUUUAGUUUUGAUCCACAAGGUUCCCCAGUAACCGUGUCAGUCCAAAGUGGAGGGUUACUUGAUGAUGACCAAUGGCACACUGUCACUGUUAGAAGAAAAGGAUCCAUAGGAAGAGUCACUUUAGACGACCAAUACACAGGUGCUGCAUCAGCAAACAAUGGCAACACCAUCAUUGGGGAAAUUUCAGGACUAUUCAUAGGAGGCCUGCCUCGGGACUUCAUAUUGCAACGCAAGGAUUUAGAUUCUGAGGUGGUUCAACAAGGCUUCACUGGUUGCCUGAGAGAUGUACAUUUUCUGAUGAUGGACAGUCCCUUUGAACAGUGGAAGCCUCUGAACUGGACAUCUGCCAUAAGAAAGGUUUCAGCGUACGAAAGCUGGGAGGGCUGCCCUGCUCAACUUGUGGAUGGAGCUCAUUUUCUGGGACAUGGUUACUUGGAAUUAAGUGGCAAGGUCUUCGAAGGAGGAGAGAACUUUAAGAUUUCUUUGGAAUUCAGGACUGACCAAUUGGAGGCACUGCUGCUCUUUACUUACAACACACAAAGAGAUGAUUACAUGCUGGUGCAAUUGAGUGGUGGUUUCCUGACCAUCAUUGUGUCUUGUGAUGGCGACGUGAUGACACUAGUCAUGUGGGCGGGGCUUGGCUACUGUGACGGAGAAUGGAAAGAGUUUUCGGUGACAAAAGAGGGCUCACUUCUCUCUGCUAUUGUUGAUGACUGGGAAGACAUGACAAGAGGAGAAGUACAAACUAUCCAUCUUCGAGUCGAUUCGCCACUUUAUUUAGGGGGUGUUCCUUCUGAGCUCAAUCACUACGCUUUGAACAGUCAAAGUCACAAACACGGUCUUGGUGGCUGCAUAAGAAGUGUUUCCAUAAGUGAUGGAAGAAACUCUAAUAGCAGUCCGUCUCUAAACCUGUUUGUUGCCUCCUUGGGUUCUGUCCGAGUGUUCUUAGGAGGAUGUCCCAGCAGUGAAAGUCGCUACAACUGCAGAGGAAAUGAUUCAGUGUUGAUCUACACCGGCAACAAGACAGAAGCUAUUGAUAAUACCCUACAGCCUUUCACUGAGUACUUUUACAGGUAUGUGGCGUUGGGUACUGGCGGUUGGUCAGUGGGGCCAUGGCAACGAGGCCGCAGUCAAGGAAGAGUCCCUCAGGUUGUACCCCCUCCCAAUGAAGUUCAAAGUCUGAAUGGGUUCAGUGCCAAUGUGGUUUGGAUGCCACCCACGGAACCGAUGGGAAUGAUUGACUAUUAUGAGUUGAAGGCUUACAAUCUAGACAAUCCUGAAGAAGCACCGAUCUCUACCACUUACCUUGCUAAUGGAAAUGUCACAGGGGUGUUAUAUGGUCUCACUCCAGCUACUCGGUACAGUGUCACUGUCAGCACCUGUACCCACUUUGGCUGCACAGAGAGUGCACAAACAUACAAUGAUGGUGGUUUGAUGUCUCUUCUCACUACUCCAGAAGAAGCUCCAGGUGCUGUUUUCCCCCCAUUUACUGUCUCUUCACCCACAUCUCUUCAUGUUUUCUGGAAACCUCCAGCUAAGCCCAAUGGAGCUGUCACAGAAUACCUCCUCUAUCUCAAUAGCCAACUGGUCUAUAAUGGUUCGGACAAAGAGUACAACAUUGCUGGGCUUGCGGUGUACUCAACUCAUACACUGGUUGUGGGGGCGUGUACUUCAGCGGGCUGCACUAACAGUUCACUGAUAACAGUGGUGACGUCCCAGCUGCCCCCUGGGCCUCUAAAUGUGCCUACCCUCACCCUUCUGGAUUCACGGACCAUUCUGGUGGAAUGGGCGCGUCCGUCUCAGGUGAAUGGAGUUUUGGAGUCCUAUUCUAUAUUUGUAUCAUCCGAUGAUGGACCUGUCCUAGUUCACAACGCCACAGACCUUGUCGAAGAACACACUCUUAGAAAUCUUACCCCUGGAACAGCAUACAAUAUCACUGUGGCAGCCUGCACAGGUGGUGGAUGUACUCUGAGUCCUCCCAGUCAUGCUAAGACAGAGGAGAGCACUCCAGAGGAUAUCCCAGCUCCUGUGGUCAUUCCUAUAUCACCACAUGCUUUCAAUGUGAGCUGGACUCCACCCAAGACUCCAAAUGCAGAGUCUAGAGCAGCCAGUGAGCGAGAGGCCAGUGCUUCAUGGAGGAGCUUUGAGUGGAUGGAAAGUGCUCCCUUUUGA